This is a messenger RNA of Aplysia californica (California sea hare), 1544 nucleotides long. RefSeq names its product RNA polymerase II degradation factor 1. Lineage: Eukaryota; Metazoa; Mollusca; Gastropoda; Aplysiida; Aplysiidae. The record is from RefSeq and is a predicted model, not a curated record.
ACUCACUCACUCACUCACUCACUCUCUCACUCGCUCACUCUCUCGUUACUCACUGGCUCGUCGGUGGAUCGGUCAGCGCGUGCGAGGAUUGCGAGAAAGUAUGCGCGUGUACAUUUCCUGGCAGUGAGUUAAACAUAAGUGUCGAUAGCCUCGAGAAGGAUGUGAGCAAAUUCUGUUAUAUCAGGUCACCUAAUGUAAUUUAUCGAUCAUCACAGAACCAGACUUACUUUUUCCAUCCGCCACAAACGGCGAGAACAAACAAAGACCCCCACGCUUCUCCGACAAUUAAAGGGCACAAAUAUUUACCAUGCUAUUUACUGAAGGCUGUGCCGGGGAUGUUGUGAUUGAUUGGCGCCUGGAACCACUUAAAAGUGAGGACUCUAGACAGUAAAAAAAAUUCAGUGUUCGAGGUGGAUUGUGUGCUGUUCGCCUUCAUCAAGUGAUCGAGUAGCGCUUUUUAUUUGGUUCCAUUUCGUGCGCCGAACUAUUCUUCACUCCAGUUGUUUGGAGUUUGGAGUUUGGAGUGUUACACCGGCCUUUGUCUUUAUCUGGCAUCUCAUUCUUUUUCAAAGAGCGGAAACGACCCAAUGUUCCUUUUCACUCUGACAGAAUUCUUUGGAUGCCAGGUUGGUCUUUUGAUGUCGAUUGUUAUCGCUACUAGGAUUACAUACAAUUGAUUGUCGCUGAUGUGUGUGCAGAACUUAAUCAGUUCAUCAAAGCGCUCCUGUUUAUUUUUUCUCAGAGAGAAGCUUAUGUCUCAAAUGUCCCUUUGAAGUGUUCUGAAUUACAGUGGAAGUUCUUGAAAGAAACGUUCAAUGGGCUGAUAUCUCUAGGCAGGACGCUCUCUUAUUACUGCCCGUUGAGCUACAGGGAUACUCGUUUACUUUAUUUUCUUAUGCUGCAUACUACAACAUUGCAUUAGUCAUGAGCAGUGUUGACUUUGUGCCGAUCCCUAGUGAGGAUCGAACCCUCAUCCAGUCCCAACCGACGCCGCAGUCUCAACUACAGCAACAACCUGCACCACCAUCACUGCCACAACAACAACAACAACACCAGCCAGGGUCCCCGCUGCGACAGUGUUCUGCUCCGGCUGAGUUCGGCUCCCUGGAAGCCCCGCGGAAAAGAGAUGAGCUGGAGGACGAGGAUGACCCAGGAUACACCAACCACCAGGAUGUUAACUCCCACCAGCAACAACAGCGGAAAGUGAGGCACAAACGCCUCACCCUUAAAGAGCGAGGCACGUCAAUACCGCCUCCAAUGAACUCAUCCGCUAAACAUCAAGACGUUCCUCUCUCGCCCACACUCUCCACCUCCUCUUCCUCCUCGGAGUCCGGACAGAUCCACCCCCACCGUUCGGACAUCCCCACCAUCUUCGAGAGUAGUGGAGACGGGGCAGGGGGAGGAGCCCUGGGGAGACACGCCUACCGUCAGACCCGCCCCCACAGUAUGCCGGACCACUUGCUGCGUGUCGUGGAGCAAGAGGACGACCUCAGCGACUGGGAGAGCCCUGUAGAGGUGGAUCUGGCCAACCCGCCGGCACGGAA